AUGGAUCAGGAGGAAUUCGUUGACAGCUCUAUCCUUUGUCAGGAUGAUCUAGAUGCACCUAUGAUUGCCCCCGAGAAUAUUUUCGAUCUCCUAGAUGAUGACGGGGACUUGUUUAUUCGCCGGGUAGAGUCUGAUCAGAUUGUUUACCAACCACAGUGCCAUAAAGUGAAGAUUAUUGGUGGGAAGUAUUUGAUGGGCAGUGUUUUAGGGGAGGGAUCCUAUGGCAAAGUGAAGGAACUUCUAGACAUUGAAACGCUGUGUCGUAGAGCGGUGAAAAUUUUGAAGAAAAGAAAAUUGAGGCGGAUCCCAAACGGAGAGCAGAAUGUUCAGCGAGAAAUCAAGUUACUGAAAAGAUUGCGCCAUCGUAACGUGAUUCAUUUAAUUGAUGUUUUAUUUAAUGAAGAAAAACAGAAAAUGUACAUGGUGAUGGAAUACUGUGCCAGCGAGCUCCAAGAAAUGCUCGAAAGUGUCCCUGAGAAGAGAUUCCCUAUAUGGCAGGCUCAUGGGUACUUCUGCCAGCUGAUAGAUGGCUUAGAGUAUCUGCACAGCCAUGGCAUAGUCCACAAAGACAUUAAGCCAGGGAAUCUGUUGGUCACUAAUGACGAGACACUAAAGAUCACCGAUCUGGGCGUUGCAGAGGCUUUGGAUCAGUUUGCUAGGACAGAUGAAUGUCGUACUAGCCAAGGGUCUCCAGCCUUCCAGCCUCCGGAAAUUGCUAAUGGACAGAGCACUUUUGCUGGCUUUAAAGUUGACAUCUGGUCAAGUGGUGUAACACUGUACAAUAUAACAACGGGAAAGUAUCCGUUUGAAGGCGACAACAUUUUCAAAUUAUUUGAGAACAUAGGUAAAGGAGUGUAUACAAUACCUGAUGGAGUGUCAGAUCUUCUUGGGGAUUUACUGAAAGGUAUGCUAGCUUAUGAAGCGGAGGUGAGGUACACACUACAGCAGAUAAGGCAGCAUCC
Molecule: messenger RNA, 962 nt
Organism: Candidula unifasciata
Lineage: Eukaryota; Metazoa; Mollusca; Gastropoda; Stylommatophora; Geomitridae
Source: the annotation of a GenBank genome assembly